CAAGGAUGUUUGUCUACUAGUUUCAGUUUGUUUGUUGAUUAUCAUUUGAUUAUUUUCACCGUGAAUAUUCAAGUCAUAGCAAUAUUAUUGCAAAUCUGCAUUUUCGAUUUGGUGACUUCAGUGCGCCGGAGAUAAGAAAAUCAAUCUGUACAGCGAAGAUGACGGAUGGGGAGAAAUCAUUUGUGUUUGACCUCCUAUCCAAACGCCGUCAACUACAAUUAACAAGUGUUCGACACAAGACGACGAUACAGUACGCGGCACGGCCUGACAUGCCAAAGCUGGCGUACAGAAAGGUGACAGGGAAGAGUCCAGGAGUGGUGUUCCUGCCUGGUUAUGCCUCAAACAUGGGCGGUCUGAAAGCAGAAGCUUUAGAAGAGUUCUGCAAGUCUUUAGGGCAUUCGUAUCUCAGGUUUGACUAUUCUGGCUGUGGGUCCUCUGAGGGGGAAAUAAAAAACUUCAACAUCGGUGCUUGGAAGAAAGAUGUCCUCUAUGUACUGGAUGAACUAGUGGAAGGACCACAGAUUCUGGUAGGUUCCAGUAUGGGCGGCUGGCUGAUGCUGUUGGCUGCUCUUUCACGGCCGGAGAGGAUCGCCGCUUUAGUGGGCAUCUCCACAGCUGCCGAUCACUUCGUCACAGCCUUCCACACGCUGCCAAUAGAGACGAAGAAGGAGGUUGAAGAACAGGGCUUGUGGAAGUUCCCUACCAAGCACAAUGAAGAAGGUUUCUAUAAUCUGAGCGUGGACUUUCUGAAGGAGGCGGAGAAUCACUGCAUACUCCACAGCCCCAUCCCUAUGACCUGUCCCGUACGUCUCAUCCACGGCCUCAAGGACUCCGACGUCCCCUGGCACGUCUCCAUGCAGGUCGCCGAGCGAGUGCUUUCCAACGACAUAGACGUUAUUCUUCGCAAACACGGGCUCCACCGCAUGUCCGAGAAAGAUGACAUUAAGUUGAUGGUGUACACUAUAGAUGAUCUUAUCGAUAAACUGACCACGCUGGGGUAACAGAGUGAUGAGAUAAUGCAGGGGGAGGGGGGAUUCAAACAUGCUUGACUUUUAGAAAUUUUGAAGAAUUUUCAUUCUGUGACCAAUGACCAGAAUGAACAUUUUUCUGAUUUUUUUUGCUUUCCACCAAACAAACACUUUAGGACAUCAAAAGUAAACAGUAUAUCUUUUUUAGAGUGAAGUGUUCCUUGAAGCUUUCUGAGCGAUUCAGUUGUGAAAUGUUGCAUGUUAUUCUUUUUUUUUUUUUCAUGACACAGAUUGCAUCUGUUUAACACUAGUAAAUACAAUUAAGUCUGAAAAGGACGUAUUCGUGCAGGUUUUUUCAACCCAAAUCAAAAUGCCAAACUGUUGUAGACAUGUAUCGUAUCAUGAACCUCAUAUUAUUCUUGUUUAUAUUUUUUCUUGUUCAACUCUUAUGUGAUCAUUUUUGGAACGCUUAAACCUGUAGCAUUAUAAACUUUUCAUUUUUACGAGUAGCAUGGCACAGUGUUUCAGAUGUGAAGACACCUUAACGUCUUCAGUUUGUGCACUUCAGAUUUCACACUUGAGAUACAGUCAUGUAAACCCGUGUUAAAGGUUCUCGUGUAAAAUGUCUUUUUUGUCUGAAAGGUGUGUAAUGAGCUGUUUUCUUGGACAAAGUGUAGAAUAAGAAAUGACAUGUAUUCACUUGGUUUAAACUUUACUCUCAUUAUUUCAGAGCAUCACUGUUUUUCGGUGAACUGGAAAAGAAAGAUCAUGCAUAUAGAAUGGACCCAGAGGUUCCGUUUUAAUCGUAUGCAAGCUUUCUGUAUUUUGGGGACAGAUGAUGGAAAAUAGAAAAUGUGUUUUUGUUUUGUUUUUCAAUUUAGAUAUCUUUAUAUAUAUAUAUAUAUAUAUUUACUUUACACUAUGCAAUAUUUUUUAUCAGUUUUUUUACCACCAGCUGCCUUCUGUGUUACAUGUCGUACUUUCCUUUACAGUAGUAUCCACAGAUUUAAAAAGCCAUUUUUCCUCCAGUGACAACGUUUUUCUUUUUGCGUAGUGCAUGUUUUUUCAGAUUGUUAACUGAAAGUAUUAUCACAUUUUCCUUCUUUUUUUUGGUGAACAGUAUAAAAGCUUUUUCAAAUUUA
Molecule: messenger RNA, 2110 nt
Organism: Triplophysa dalaica
Lineage: Eukaryota; Metazoa; Chordata; Actinopteri; Cypriniformes; Nemacheilidae
Gene: abhd10a
Product: abhydrolase domain containing 10, depalmitoylase a
Exons: 5
Coding region: 159-1001 (280 amino acids)
Biological process (GO): protein depalmitoylation
Cellular component (GO): mitochondrion
Molecular function (GO): hydrolase activity, hydrolyzing O-glycosyl compounds; palmitoyl-(protein) hydrolase activity
Source: RefSeq, a predicted model, not a curated record